AUUCCUCCAAGAAUCCAAGGAACUCACCUUUCUCUCUAACACUCUCGCCAUCGAACAUCGUCAGUUUCUGUGGCUCUGCGUUUCUCAUCUCAGAUUGUUGGUUAUGCUAGCUUGACUUGUGAUAUUGGCAAACAGAGAUGGCAAAGAAGAAGAAUCCAUUGGUUUUUAUGGAUGUGUCAAUUGAUGGUGAUCCUGGUGAAAAGAUGGUGUUUGAGCUUUUCCCUGAUUUUGCUCCAAAGACUGCAGAAAAUUUCCGUGCACUAUGUACAGGAGAAAAGGGAAUUGGCCCUAAAACUGGAAAAGCAUUGCACUACAAGGGAUCCUUCUUCCAUCACAUCAUGAAAGGUUCCAUGGCUAAGGAAACAGGGCUGAUGGUCACGACUGCUUUUCUUCUCGUGUUUGUCUUGCAGGCUGGUGAUUUUGUGAAAAGAGAUGGAACUAGUGGAGAAAGCAUAUAUGAAGUGAAGUUUCCAGGAGAUGAAUUGGCAAAGUUAAAGCAUGAUGGCGCUGGUCUUUUAUCCAUGCCAGUUUCUUAUCGCGAUUCCAUAGGUUCACAAUUUAUUAUCACCCUCAGUGCUGCUCAUCAUCUUGACCGGAAAUCUGUAAUCUUUGGGAAGCUUGUCCAAGGAGAUGAGGUCUUGAAAAAAAUUGAAAAUGUUGGUGAUGAAGAGGGAAGGCCGACUGUAAAAGUUAAAAUAAUUAAUUGUGGUGAAUUUAUUGAAGACAAAAAGAAAAUUAAAUCAAAAAUAGGAAAAGAUGCUUGUCCUGAUGCCAAUAGUCAUGAAGCACGGAGAAAGGGGAAACACAAGAAAUCUUCAAAAGACAGAAGGAAAAAGAGAAGAAGAUAUUAUUCAUCUGAUUCAGAGAGUUCCUCAGAUUCUGAGACUGAAUCAUCUGAGUCUGAUACUAAUUCUGACUCAUCUCUAUCAUCCUCCUCUGAAAUGAGUUCUUCAAGUGAUGACAGGCAUAAAAAGAGAAAGAGAUCUUCUAAACGUGAAAAACAUAGGCGUGGAAAAAGGAGAGAUGGACGGCGUGACAGAAAGCGAAAGAGACGUGAUAAGAGAUCCAAGCGCAGAUCAAGAAGGGCUUCUGAUAGCAUGACAGAUGACGAAAGUGAGAGUAAAAGUGAAACUAGCACUGAUAAUGGUGCUAAUGUGCAGGGAAAAGCUCGGAAGCAUAAAGAACUUUCUCAGAAAACUGUUGGGAAUCAAUCUCCAUCAGCCAUAGAAGAAGAAGUUGCCUCCCUUUGUCAUAAAAAUGGUGAAGAGACUAAUAUGUUUGAAAAGGAGGGUGAUCUUCCCAUGGAAAAUGGACGGCAGCAGAGCAAUGGCAUUGAAGAUGAUGAAUCUGAAAGAAGUGCUAAUAGGCAACCUGAUGUUGUAGAUGAUCGCCCAAGCAAAUCUAGGAGCCGGAGCAUGAGUCCUAAAAGGACCAUGAGUAAGAGUAUGAGUAUUAGUCCCAGACAUAGUCGAAGCAAGAGCCCAAGUGUUAGCCCUAGGCGAGAUGUGAACAGGAGUCUGAGUAGAAGUCCUCCACGUGUGCUGCAGAGUAGUAUCAGCAGGAGUCCUAGGAGAAGCAGAAGCAGCAUGAGCCCUGCUAGUGGCAGCAGAAGUCCACCAAAGGGCAGGAGUAGAAGUAUCAGCAGGAGCCCAGUUAGAACUGUCAGCAAAAGUCCGGCUAGAAAUGUCAGCAGAAGUCCACCAAGGAGCAGGAGCCGAAGAAUCAGCAGAAGCCCAUUGAGGUCCCAUUCUCGAAAAAGGAAUAUUAGUGGCAGCCCUGUGAGGUCCCGAUCUCGAAGAAGCCUAAGCAGGAGCCCACCUUGCACAUCAUCAAGAAAGUCAAUUAGCAGAAGUCCUCCUAGGAAUUCAAAAAGAAGCAGCAGUAGAAGUCCUUUUAGAUCUUCUCAGAGAAGUGUAAGCAGAAGCUCUGGGAGGGCUCCUUCAAGAAGAAGCAUCAGUAGAAGUCCAAGAAGGCCACCAAGUCGGAGUACUCGCCGUAGCUAUUCAAGGAGUCCUAGUCGUCCACGAAGGGUAAGGUCACCUCCUCCUGAUCGAAGAAGUUUAUCUAGAAGUGUUUCCCCUGAUGGAUCGCCAAAGCGCAUCAGGAGGGGGCGGGGUUUCAGCCAGCGUUAUUCUUAUGCACGACGAUAUAGAACUCCCUCUCCUGAUCGUUCUCCAGGGAGGUCCUAUCGUUAUGGUGGGAGAAGUGAUCGGGACAGGUAUUCAAGUUACAGGAGGUAUUCACCUAGGCGUUAUAGAAGCCCUCCACCAAGAGGACGGACUCCUUCAAGGUACAGAAGUAGAAGAAGCAGGACACGAAGUCCAUCUGUAUCACGCAGCCCCGUCUACCGCAAUCGUCGCUUUAGCCGUAGCCAAAGCCCCAUUCGUGGCCGUUCACCAGUUGAGACGACCAGGCGCCAUGCCUCUCCUUAUGCAGGGAGGCAAAGGACACCUUCUCGGAGCAGGAGCGCAUCCAGAUCAAGGUCCUCAUUAGAGUCCCGGUCUCCAAAACAGGGAAGCAAAGCAAGGUCAAGGUCCUCUUCUGGAAGUCCAGAUGGCAAGAGGGGCCUAGUCUCCUAUGAAGAUGGUUCCCCUGACUCUGGCAGAUGAAUUAGUUAACUCUUGCGAUUACUGGUGUUGUUUCCUAAUGAGCUUGUGUUUCUUAUGGCACAAUGGAGUAGCGGUUAACAAAAAUUCUUCUAUGCUUUGUUCUUCCCAAUGCUGUGGCUUGGUAUGAGAUACCUGAACUUAUAUUUAGAAGUUUGGAUUUUAGGUCCAUCUUUGUUAUGUUUCCAGCAUAUGUUUGAGGUAACGUUUAGCAUAUGGGUCAUAUUAUGUUCAGGAUUCUGUCUGUUAUAGUUGGUCAUGGAACACCAUUUAUCUGUGAGGAUUUUUGCCAGCUGAUGGCAAUAUGGAUUAGGUGCCCCAUGUGCAUCAGGAAUUUUCUUCCCCUGAAUUAUUACGCAAUAUGAAUUACCAUUUUAUUUGG
Rubroshorea leprosula is the source of this 2988-nucleotide messenger RNA. The record is from the annotation of a GenBank genome assembly. Lineage: Eukaryota; Viridiplantae; Streptophyta; Magnoliopsida; Malvales; Dipterocarpaceae.